This is a messenger RNA of Exophiala aquamarina CBS 119918, 1800 nucleotides long. RefSeq lists its product as uncharacterized. The record is from RefSeq and is a predicted model, not a curated record. The transcript has 5 exons. Bases 1 to 1800 code for a protein of 599 amino acids. NCBI's taxonomy places the organism in Eukaryota, Fungi, Ascomycota, Eurotiomycetes, Chaetothyriales, Herpotrichiellaceae. Gene Ontology annotation, molecular function: transmembrane transporter activity. Gene Ontology annotation, biological process: transmembrane transport.
AUGGAGAAGAGCAACCAGCUAGUCUCUACCGACACCAAGAGUGAGAUGGCUUCAGACACUCCGCCUGACCAUCGAGAGAUCGCUGUGCCAGUCCUUGACGCCGCGCAGAUCUACGAAAAUGAGGAGGUGGAGCCAGAGUUCCAUGUCCGUACAUGGGUGGCACUCGUGGCCAUGUGGCUUCUGUCCUACGUCACGACGAUUGCUCUCUUCGGUCCUUCCACAGUCGUUACGAAUAUCGCACAAAAUUUGGACGGCACUGGCGAGCAGACUUGGAUCCCAAACUCUUUGUCAGUCGCUGCAGCGCUCCUGGGCCCUCUGUUCUCCUCGGCGUCGGAUGUUUUCCAGGCCCGCAAGCAGAUCCUGCUGGUGACCUGCACGAUCGCGUUCAUCGGUUCCGGCAUUGCACCAGGGGCACAGACUAUGGGCCGACUCAUUGCCGCCCAGGUGGUCAUCGGUGUAGGUUACGCAUCACUCCCUCUGGGAUACGCCAUUCCUAGCGAGAUCUUGCCGAGGAGAUGGAGACCGAUCGCACAAGCGCUCAUGAAUACCGCAGCUGGAUCUGCGACAAUCUCGGGUCCUCUCAUGAUAGGGGCAUUGGUUAGAAAUAAUCCCGUGGAUGGAUGGCGCUACUACUACUGGUUUGAAAUGGGGCUCUGGGGUCUUUGUGUACUCGCUCUCUUCUUUGGCUAUCAGCCACCAAAAAGAAACACCGCGAUGGAUCACUUGUCGUUCUGGCAAAAACUGCAAAAGCUCGACUGGAUCGGCUUCGCCCUUUUGACUGCCGGCCUUUCUCUCUUCCUAGCAGCCAUGAACUUGGGCGGCAAUCAGUAUGCGUGGACGAAUGCCAGGGUCCUGGUCACACUCAUCCUCGGACUAGUGAUUAUGGUCGGCUUUGCACUAUACGAAUGGAAGGGCACGACGACUGGCAUGAUACACCAUGACAUCUUCAGCCUCGGCCGUCGAUACACACGGACAUUCACGUUCCUUUGCCUGAUAUUCGCCACUGAGGCUGCUCAGCUCUUCGGCUUCAUAAUCUUCUACCCAAUCCUGACACAGGCCCUCUACGAAACCGAUCCCUUCUUGAUUAACGCCCGGACCGAGCCCUUCUGGAUCGCAGCAACGCUAAGCAGCCCGGUCUGGGCCUGGGCUAGCACCCGCUUCAGGAACAUUCGCGACCCACUGCUGGCCGGCCUGGUGAUCUAUGUGGCUGGCAACAUUGGUUUCACGACGCUGCAGCCCGGCCAGAGUCUCAAUGCCCUAAUCUUUGCAGGCAUCGGUGGAAUCGGCUUUGGUGCGCCACUUGUCGCAAUCAUCUCUGGUAUACAGCUCUCCACGCCCCACUCUUUGAUCGCGACAGCAACCGCAUUGGCGGUGUGCUCUCGAUCGAUUUUUGCCGCUGUCUUCACCGCCAUCUUCUCGGCCGUCCUCACCAAUCGGCUCCCUGGCGAACUCGCGAGCAAAGUGCCACCAGCUAUCAUCGCUGCUGGUCUGCCUCCUACUUCGGUCGAAGCAUUCAUAGCGGCCUUGACCUCAGGCGACACGGAAGCACUGCAACAGGUCGCAGGAGUGACCGCCGAAAUCAUCGGCGCGGGUGUUUUGGCCCUGCAACAGUCAUAUGCCAACGCAAUCAGGGUCAUUUUCAUCAUCGUCUCUGCCUUCGGCGCGUUGGCGGUGGUGUUCGCCGCGUUCAUCGAUGACUUGAAGAGUGGCAUGAACUAUCGCGUGGAGGCCCCGAUGGAAGUGCUUCAGGCCAAGGAUCACCAUCAUGCCGAUGACACAGUCAUGGUCAGAGACAAUUAG